AUGUCACUAAAAUAUUUCAAAAAUACGACGUUUGUUGACGUAUUAGAGCUACUAAAGUUAGUGAACAUUCCUGAAUUACAUAACAUCCCAAAAGAAAAUGACAAUCUAGGAUCUAAUACUACAGAUAACGAGAGUUUUGACUCUGCAGAACGGGAUAAUGUCAAUAUUUCUAUUGACAAAGUUGAUACCAAUCUUACUGAAAAGAAUGAAAAAUUUGAUCCAUUCUUGGUGACUUGGAGGGGUCCAAACGAUCCAGAGUUUCCGAUGAAUUGGUCUUCCACAAGAAAGAUUCUAACAAUGGUUCAAAUUAUGUUACUUACAUGUGUCAAUUAUAUGGGUUCAUCAAUUUAUACUCCUGGUGAAAAUGGAAUUAGAAAUGAAUUUAAUGUAGGGCAUGUUACAGCAACUUUAAAUCUUUCCCUUUAUAUUUUAGGUUAUGGUAUUGGCCCUCUAAUUUUCUCACCUUUAUCCGAACUAUCGAGAAUUGGACGUCUACCAAUUUACUUUAUUACAUUUUUACUAUUUUUUGUCUUCAAUAUUGGGAUUUCCACAGUUCAUAGUAUUGGUGGAAUGAUUGUUAUGAGAUUUAUAACUGGUAUAUUAUGUUCACCUCCAUUAGCAACUGGUGGUGCUUCUAUUGGUGACAUCAUUGCCCCAGAAGAUAUGAGUGUAUACAUUGGUAUAUGGUCCGUUGGUACAAUGGUGGCUCCAAUUAUUGGUCCAUUAUUAGGUGCUUCAAUGGUAGUUGCUAAAGGUUGGCGUUGGAUCUUUUGGCUUUUGGUUUUUUUGUCUGCAUUCACUCUAAUCUUUAUAUUUUUCUUCUUCCAGGAAACUUCACACAAGACAAUUCUUUCAAGAAGAGCACGUAGAAUUAGGAAACAAACUGGCGAUGACAGAUUUUAUUCUAUUCAUGACAAAGAAGAUGAACAAAUGGAAAUUAACACAAUAAUAAAGAAUACUUUAGUCAGGCCAUUCAAAAUGAUCGCUAGGGAGCCAAUUAUUCUAGCAUUUGAUUUAUACUCUGGUAUAGCUUAUGGUGCUUUUUAUUUAUUUUUUGAAUCAUUCCCAAUAGUAUUUAUAAAUGUUUAUCAUUUUACAUUAAUUGAACUUGGUUUAUCCUAUCUGGGGUUUUGUGUUGGUUGCUUUAUGGCUUUUAUGAUUUUAGGUAUUUUCCAAAUGAAAUAUCUAAAGAAAAAGUUUGAAAAUAAGUCUUUUGUACCAGAAGAUUUGUUAGUCAUCUUACUAUUUGUAUUUUGGGCCUUCCCAGCAUCUUUAUUCCUAUUCGGAUGGGCAGCUAGUACCCAUUGGAUUGUUCCCAUCAUCGCUCAAGUAUUAUUUGUUAUAUGUUGCUGGAAUUUAUUUCAAGUUACUUUUGCAUAUUUGGCCAUUAGUUUCCCAAAGUAUGUUGCAUCUGUCUUUGCGGGAAAUGGUUUAUUUAGGGCAGGGUUCGCUUGUUCUUUCCCAUUAUUUGGUAGAGCCAUGUACGACAACCUGGCCAUUGAUGGAUACCCGGUUGGCUGGGGUUCUACCAUUGUUGGAUUUAUAGCCCUCGCAUUAUCUGUGGUUCCAUUUGUUUUGUAUAAGUACGGACAUAUCCUGCGUGCCAAAUCAAAGUUCACAUAA
Maudiozyma barnettii is the source of this 1623-nucleotide messenger RNA. RefSeq names its product MFS transporter. Gene Ontology annotation, biological process: xenobiotic detoxification by transmembrane export across the plasma membrane. Gene Ontology annotation, cellular component: membrane. The transcript has a single exon. Gene Ontology annotation, molecular function: xenobiotic transmembrane transporter activity; fluconazole transmembrane transporter activity. The coding region runs from base 1 to 1623 and encodes 540 amino acids. The record is from RefSeq and is a predicted model, not a curated record. Lineage: Eukaryota; Fungi; Ascomycota; Saccharomycetes; Saccharomycetales; Saccharomycetaceae.